AUGCCUCACCGUGCCAAUGGCAACAUCGUUGACAAGCUCGUAGCCAAAGGGCAUAUCCCUCUUCAGCAUAGUGGCAGUAUUCUGACAGAGGAAACAGGUACCGGUACGAGAGAGAAAACUUUGGCAGAAGGACAUGCUCGCAAUUGCAAGGACAUGUCUGCUUCCAAGGCCGUUGAGAACCAGGACAGUAACGGUACAGGCGAAGUCGUUGCCAUCGGAAUGGAAACCCUACGGCAACGCGCUCCCGAAGUUUUCAUUGCCGAUGAUGGCGUUCCUGGUGCAUACGCACAAGCAACGGACCUUGGCCACAGUCAUGUUGCCGGUGACGGCAUUCCUGGCGCAUACGCUUUCGGUGGGAUAGGUGAUGAGAGCACCGAACAAGAGACAGACCUUGACCAAAGUCACGGUGUAGCACUACCAGCACCCAACAACAACACCGGAAUCCCCAGUGCGACCCCAGUGGAGGAUCUCGAGAGGGCUGAGGAGGUUGUUGGGGGUCGCAUUGUGCCAGCAAGAGGUUCUGAUAAGAUGGAAUUCCCGUGGGCAUGGGGGUUCUGGCUGCUCCUAGUUGUGGUUGUAGUUGUUAUCCCAACAGUCCUCGUACGAGAAGCUGAAGACGGCAGUGUUGCCCAAGCAACUUCAUCAUCGCCAUCUUUUGCCCCCUCACCAUCUCCAACAAUUGUUUUUAUCCUUGACCUACCAAUGCACACAAAAGAAGCCAUACUGGAUGAUCCUGAAUCGUCACAGUUCCAGGCCUACCAGUGGAUUCAGAAUGAUCCAAACAGGAAGAACUACACCCAAGGCAAGCUGAUGCAACGUUUUGUCCUUGCCACAUUGUAUUAUGCUACAAACGGAGAUGACUGGUUUGGGAAUGACAAGUGGUUGAAUUAUGAUGCAGAUGAAUGCCACGAUUGGUUCAACCUGGCCUCUCUUCCACCACUGUACUUUGAUGUGUGCACAACUGAAGGUGAUUUCAAUGCCUUGGUGCUUGUACACAACUCCAUGAAAGGUACUCUUCCACGGGAGCUUGGCUUGUUGACUGGUUUGCAGGCUCUCAUUUUGGGGGAUGGUUUCUUGAAUGGGCCUAUUCCUUCGGAGAUAUGGGAGCUCCCAAUUCUUUGGGUAUUGGCUGUCUAUCGCAAUCAGUUAACAGGCACUCUCCCCCCAGAAGGCAUGGUUGCAGCACAGAGCAGCAAAAGUUAUCUGGAUUUGGCUGGCAACCAACUAAGUGGCAGAAUUCCAUCGGAACUCGGUCUCUCUCGGCACCUGUCGCAUUUUAGUGUUGGAGACAACCAAAUGACAGGGACACUUCCUGAAGAAUUGGGCAACAUUGCUACUUUGGAGUACCUGGGUUUAAAUGCAAACGGUUUCACAGGUACUAUCCAAGGGAGCCCCUUCCAGGGCUGGGGCAAUCUAACACAUCUCUUCUUGAGAGACAACUUGUUCACAGGACAAUUCCCAACGGAAGUUGGGUUGCUCACAAGCCUGGAAGAACUCUACAUUUACAACAACUCUUUCUCUGGCAGCCUCCCAUCGGAGCUUGGCAAUCUUGGUGGGAAAACGCUGCGGAGGAUUGUUGUGUCCAACAACAUAUUUAAUGGCAGCAUUUCUGAUAGCAUAUGGCAUCUCUCUGGUCUGGAGGAGCUUCAGGUAGAUCUGAACUUUUUCACAGGAACUCUUCCCUCUGAUUGUGGUGUCACCCUUGGUAGUGCCUUGAGAAUGUUUGAUGUGGCUCUGAAUCAAUUUCAUGGAACCAUUCCUUCUUCCAUUGGGCUGUGGACUGACUUGCGCAGGCUAGAUUUGCGUGGCAAUGAUUUUGAAGGGAGCCUGCCCUCCGAAGUAUGGCAAAUGUCAUCACUCCGAGAGUUGUGGGUGGGAAGCAAUUUGAAGGGGUAUAUCCCACCCAAUGCCAGCUUUCCAGCCAUGGAAGCUUUUAAUUUGUCUGGUUCAAUGAUUAGUGGCACUAUCCCCAACCAACUCUGCAACAGCAGCAGCAAAUUGGAUGUGCUUGAUUAUUCCUGUUCAGAGAUUCUCUGUGGCUGUGAUUGUCCUUGUGGACGCUGA
Seminavis robusta is the source of this 2064-nucleotide messenger RNA. NCBI's taxonomy places the organism in Eukaryota, Bacillariophyta, Bacillariophyceae, Naviculales, Naviculaceae. The record is from the annotation of a GenBank genome assembly.